AUGUUGCGCCAGGUGACGACGCAGAGCAAGAAGUUCUCCGUUACUCUCAAGGCUGCCGCCCUCUCUAACCCCAAGCCAGUUGACAAGGGUACCAAAGAGUUCCAGAUCUACAGAUGGAACCCUGAUGAUGGUGGACAGCCCCGAAUGGAGACUUACAAGGUCGACAUGAACACUUGCGGCCCCAUGGUUCUUGAUGCUCUUAUCAAGAUCAAGAACGAAAUCGACCCUACCCUCACUUUCCGACGAUCCUGCCGAGAAGGUAUCUGUGGCUCCUGUGCCAUGAACAUCGAUGGUGUCAACAACUUGGCCUGUCUUUCGUACUGCACCGAUGUUGGGAAGACUACCAAGAUCUGGCCCCUGCCCCACAUGUACGUCGUUAAGGAUCUUGUCCCCGAUAUGAACAACUUCUACGCCCAGUACAAAUCCAUCGAGCCCUGGCUGAAGAAACGAGACGAAACUCCACGAACUACCGAAAACUACCAGAGCGAGGCUGAUCGAGCAAAACUUGAUGGACUUUACGAGUGCAUCCUCUGCGCCUGCUGCUCCACCUCUUGCCCAUCCUACUGGUGGAAUGGUGACAAGUACCUCGGCCCUGCUAUUAUUCAGCAAGCUUACAGAUGGCUCAUCGACUCUCGGGAUGAUUACACCGCUGAACGACUUGAAAAGAUGAACGAUGCUUAUUCCGUCUUCAAGUGUCACACUAUUAUGAACUGCACGAAAGCUUGUCCCAAACAUCUGAACCCAGCCUGGGCUAUUGCUGAGAUUAAGAAGAUGCUGACGAACCACCAGACGCCCUCCAAGCUCGAGCGUGUUGAAGGAUAA
This is a messenger RNA of Oikopleura dioica, 822 nucleotides long. NCBI's taxonomy places the organism in Eukaryota, Metazoa, Chordata, Appendicularia, Copelata, Oikopleuridae. The record is from the annotation of a GenBank genome assembly.